AUGCGGCUGCUGCUGGCCCUGGUGCUGGCCCUGCUCCUGGUGCCCGUGGGCGAGGUCCAUCACUGGAGAGCCAACAUGAGGUGCAAGUGCAUCAAAUCCACUGCCCACGUCAUCAACCUGGGGCUGAUCCUCACCAUCCACGUUACCCCGCCGGGCAUUCACUGCAGGAGGAAGGAGGUCAUCCUCACCCUGAAGAAGAACAGGCAGGUGUGCGUGACCCCCGAGGCGCCCUGGAUCCAGCUGCUCAUCCACAAGCUGAUGCAGAGGAAUGGCAUCAAGAAAGCACUGCCACGGCUGCGGCGGGAGGCACCCCCCUCGGAGACCUCCGCCCCGUCCUUCCCACUGGCCACAUCCCAGGAAUCCGUGGUGAGUCCCUCGUGGGACAGGAAUGACACAGCCCCGCUGGGCUGAGUGGCACAACGCUGGCCCUUCUCUGCUCCUGGGUUUUGGCUGAGCAGGAGCCUUUCCCUGCU
Messenger RNA from Melospiza georgiana, 473 nucleotides. Its product is annotated as interleukin-8-like. Gene Ontology annotation, cellular component: extracellular region. Gene Ontology annotation, biological process: inflammatory response; neutrophil chemotaxis; chemokine-mediated signaling pathway. NCBI's taxonomy places the organism in Eukaryota, Metazoa, Chordata, Aves, Passeriformes, Passerellidae. The record is from RefSeq and is a predicted model, not a curated record. Gene Ontology annotation, molecular function: CXCR chemokine receptor binding; chemokine activity.